AUGGCUCCAUCAACUAAAGCUCAAGCUGCUAAAAAAGCUGUUGUUAAAGGUACUAAUGGUAAAAAAACCCUUAAAAUCAGAACCAACACUACUUUCCGUUUACCAAAAACUUUAAAAUUAGCCAGAUCUCCAAGAUAUGCUUCAAAAUCUGUUCCACAUUACGAAAGAUUAGAUUCUUACAAAGUUAUCGUUGCCCCAAUUGCUUCAGAAACUGCUAUGAAAAAAGUUGAAGAAGCUAACAUUUUAGUUUUCCAAGUUGAUUUAAAAUCAAACAAACAUCAAAUCAAAAAAGCUGUUAAAGAAUUAUACGAAGUUGAUGUUUUAUCUGUCAACACUUUAGUCAGACCAAACGGUACCAAAAAAGCUUAUGUUAGAUUAACUGCUGAUUAUGAUGCUUUAGAUAUUGCUAACAAGAUUGGUUACAUCUAA
Molecule: messenger RNA, 429 nt
Organism: Hansenula anomala
Lineage: Eukaryota; Fungi; Ascomycota; Saccharomycetes; Phaffomycetales; Wickerhamomycetaceae
Gene: RPL25
Product: 60S ribosomal protein uL23
Exons: 2
Coding region: 1-429 (142 amino acids)
Biological process (GO): ribosomal large subunit assembly; translation
Cellular component (GO): cytosolic large ribosomal subunit; ribosome
Molecular function (GO): rRNA binding; structural constituent of ribosome
Source: RefSeq, a predicted model, not a curated record